Molecule: messenger RNA, 703 nt
Organism: Drosophila subobscura
Lineage: Eukaryota; Metazoa; Arthropoda; Insecta; Diptera; Drosophilidae
Exons: 2
Coding region: 34-672 (212 amino acids)
Source: RefSeq, a predicted model, not a curated record
GCAACUCUGGCAAGCGACAACAAAUGGAAAUUCAUGAAAAUAACGUUCUACUCGUCACUCGGACGGAGGAGCUCCAAAAAAAAAACAGUAGGCCAGCUGUCACGCAGUCUGAAAAGCGAAGCUCAAAGCAAGUUGCGUUCCUGCCGAACCUCUGCAGUUGUUUUGCUGUCCGCUAAAAUGUUUCAAGCCGUUGAACUGCAGUCCUGUCUGGUGCUUCAAAUGCUGCUGGAGGCGAAUGUUUAUGUGUCCGCAUUGUGGGGCCUCAACUAUUUAUUACACAUUUUCAUACAGAUGGACGAGCUGUGGAGCUUGGAUACGGCGGCCAUGCUGGUCGCCUAUGUGCUGGCCAUGGGCUCGGAGGCGGUGCGUUUGUAUGGUGCCUUUGUGGUGAAUCUGCGACCAGAGCAUGCCUCCAUGUGGCUGCUGUUGACAGUGACGCCGUGUGUGCUGUUUCCGUCCAUGGUCUACCUGCGCCUGUCUCUGCCAGUGGACAGCCUCUACCUCUGGCCGCACUACAUGUCCUAUGCGGUGCUGGUGCUGAUUGGCCUCGAGGUAAUUGCAAUUCUGUGCCACAACAUUCGGCUCGAGAUGGUGGAGACGAAUCGACAGCUGGCGGAUUUCAGGGAGCAUCGCAGAAAGGAGAAGCAGCGGAGGAUGCCGCGCGUGGCCUAAGCUUCUGAGGUUUAUUGAGGCCUCCCUCCAA